AUGACACUUAAAUACCUCAUAACCGGCGCCACAGGUGGUCUCGGCAGCCAAGUCCUCACCUACCUCUCCCUGCUCCUCCCCUCAUCAGACUACGCCGCUGCCUCCUCCAACGAAGCAAGGCGCUCUCAAUUUGAAGAGGCCGGAAUAGCCUUUCGAGUUGCCAACUUCAAUGACCCUACAACAUUAGACUCAGCCUUUGCAGAUGUUGAGAAUUUGUACUUUGUCAGUACGAAUACGUUCGACAAUGCAAGGCGGAAGGUGCAGCAUCGUAAUGUUGUGGAGGCUGCGAAGAGGGCUGGUGUGAAACAUGUGUGGUAUACGUCUCUUGCUUUUGGUGGGCUAGGCUCAGACUCGAAGAUAGCUGUGCAGCAAGCCCAUCUUGAGACUGAGACGAUGUUGAAAGAAUCAGGCGUAACAUACACCUCCAUCCGCGAAGGCAUCUAUACCGAUGCAUUCCCCCUCUUUCUGCAAUGGUAUCCCAACACCGAAACUGUAAUCCUUGCCGAAGACGGCGUCAUCACAUACACCGCCCGCGAAGAACUAGGGGAAGCAAACGCUAAACUCCUGCUGAAAGGAGGCCACGAGAACGAAAUCGUUCUGUUGACUGCCAAUGAACCCCUACGCGGAGCGGACAUAAUCAGAAUCAUCAACGAGACGACCAGCCGAAACGUUACGCUGCAGCUCGUAUCACCCGAAGAGUACGUUAGGUAUCACACAGAAAACGACAUUGGUAAAAAACUAGAGUCGUUUUGGACGUCGAGACUAUCCUGGUUCCAGGGUAUAGCGAAGGGAGAUGCGAAUUUGUCGAAUCCAUUGAUGAGAGAACUUCUAGGGAGGGAACCGAAGACUGGGAGUCAGCUGAUUCGAGAGCUUUUGCAGGAAAAUCGGGAUUAUACAUGGCAUCAGAAUUAUGUUGAUAAGGGUCAGUAUGAGGCUAGUUUGCCGAAGAAGCAGUGA
Molecule: messenger RNA, 957 nt
Organism: Talaromyces marneffei
Lineage: Eukaryota; Fungi; Ascomycota; Eurotiomycetes; Eurotiales; Trichocomaceae
Exons: 3
Coding region: 1-957 (318 amino acids)
Source: RefSeq, a predicted model, not a curated record